Messenger RNA from Fragaria vesca subsp. vesca, 1830 nucleotides. RefSeq lists its product as uncharacterized. The coding region runs from base 164 to 1525 and encodes 453 amino acids. The transcript is spliced from 2 exons. The record is from RefSeq and is a predicted model, not a curated record. Lineage: Eukaryota; Viridiplantae; Streptophyta; Magnoliopsida; Rosales; Rosaceae.
CAAAAAACCUAGACAAACAGAAAGAAGGAACCCCCAAAAUCAAUCCCUCCAAAUCACACCACAAUGUCUGCUCACACUCCCCUCUACUGAUCUUCCCCCAUUGCCAAUCACAGAGCAGCUCCUCUCGAUUUCGAUUUCGAUUCCGAUUUUGGCCGCAGCAGCAAUGGAUCCCUGCCCAUUUGUGCGAGUCACAGUGGGCAAUCUCGCUCUCAAAAUCCCCGUCGCUUCGAAACCGGCCCGCACCGUCGUCCACCCUUCCUCCUCGCCGUGUUUCUGCAAGAUCAAGCUCAACAACCUCCCGGUCCAAACCGCCGUCGUUCCUUGCCUCCCGCCGGAAACCCAAACCCUAGACGCUAAUACCGGCCUCGGAGUCACUGCCGCCACCUUCCAUCUCAGCAAGUCGGAUCUGGACCGGGUCGCGUCUAAGUCCAUCUUCUCCGGGAAACUCUGCCUCAAAAUCGCAAUCUACACGGGGCGGAGGGGCACCACCUGUGGGGUUAACUCCGGGCGGCUUUUGGGCCGGGUUUCGGUCCCUUUGGGUCUGGCGGGAACCCAGGCUAAGGCUAGUGUGUUCCACAACGGAUGGGUCUCCGUCGGCAAAGGCGUUAAGGGCGCCGGUGCUCAGAUUACUCAGUUUCAUUUGAAUGUUAAGGCCGAACCCGACCCUAGAUUCGUGUUUCAGUUCGACGGCGAGCCUGAGUGUAGUCCUCAAGUGUUUCAGAUCCAAGGUAAUAUCAGACAGCCCGUCUUCACCUGCAAAUUCAGCUUCCGAAACACCGGCGAUCGAACCCAGAGAUCCAGGUCAUCGCAUUCAGACCAGAGUGGCUCCAGAAGCUGGCUGAGCUCGUUCGGAAGCGAGCGAGAGCGACCCGGCAGGGAACGCAAAGGCUGGUCCAUAACGGUCCAUGACCUAUCCGGGUCGCCGGUAGCCGCCGCAUCAAUGGUCACACCCUUUGUGGCCUCACCGGGUUCCGACCGGGUCAGCCGCUCCAACCCCGGAUGCUGGCUCAUCCUCAGACCCGGAGACGGCACCUGGCAGCCCUGGGGCCGCCUCGAGGCAUGGAGGGAGCGCGGCGGGGCCGACGGACUCGGGUACCGUUUCGAACUCAUACCCGACACCAACGGCGGCAUGAGCGCCGGCGGCAUUGUUCUGGCGGAGUCGACUCUGAGCUUAAACAAAGGCGGGAAAUUCGUUCUUGACCUCGGGUCGAAUUCCGGGUCGGGUAAUAAAGCUCCGGUCGUUCCGAACUCGCCGGCUUGCAGCCCGAAGAGCAGUGGGGACUUCGGGUACGGGUUGUGGCCGUAUUGCUUGUACAGAGGGUUUGUGAUGUCGGCGCGUGUGGAGGGUGAGAGAAGGUGCAGCAAGCCUACGGUGGAGGUGAGCGUGCAGCACGUGACCUGCACGGAGGACGCAGCGGCGUACGUGGCCUUAGCGGCGGCCGUUGAUCUCUGCAUGGACGCUUGCCGGCUGUUCUCGCAGCGGCUGAGGAAAGAGCUCUGCCAGCCGUCUGAUUUGCUAGGAUGAUUCGGCCACUAUCCGGCGUCGUUUUGUCCUGUUUCUAAUAUUCUUUUUUAGUAUGUGAGUGGGGUUUGGUGGAUUUGGAUUUUGGAUUCCAAAUUUACUUACCAUGAGAGGUUUUUUACUUCUACUACUAACAGAGUCAGUAGUGUGUACAGUGAGUGGAAAUUAGACAGGGCACGCUUUGUUUUUACUUGUGUGGCUUGUGUUAAUUUUUUUUUUCUUUUCACCCCCUUUUAGUUUUUGAAGUGAAGGGUUUGCUUAGGUGAUUGUAAUUUUCUUUGUUGGGAUAAUGUAGUUGCUGACUUGAG